Molecule: messenger RNA, 3674 nt
Organism: Notothenia coriiceps (black rockcod)
Lineage: Eukaryota; Metazoa; Chordata; Actinopteri; Perciformes; Nototheniidae
Product: transmembrane protein 132C-like
Exons: 7
Coding region: 1-1623 (540 amino acids)
Source: RefSeq, a predicted model, not a curated record
AUGGCAAUGAUCCAACCUGGCAACUCCGGGUUCCUGGCAGCUGUCAGGCUUGCGCCGUGCUACAGCGAAUCGCGGCACUCUGUAGUCCAGGGGCGGACUGUUCUUUCCCCACUGUCGGAUUCUAUCCUGGCAGAGAAGACUGUGACUGUGUUGGAUGACAAGGUGACCAUCACUGACCUGGGAGUCCAGCUGGUUGCAUCUCUGUCCAUCAGUAUGACAGCAAGUCCUGGAAAUUACCAGGCUAUUCAGCUUACAACUACAGCAACAGACCUGUUACACACACCUAAACAGGAAGCAGCAAUCAGUUCCUGGAUCCAGUACAGUGAUGGUUCAGUGACUCCUCUUGACGUCUAUGAUCCAAAAGACUUUCUUCUCUCGGCUGUGUCAUUGGAUGAGAGUGUCAUCUCCAUAACCAAUCAGGAACAACACUGGCCUAUUGUAGUGGCAGAGGGCGAGGGACAGGGAGCCCUGGUUCGAGUGGAGAUGGUCAUCUCUGAGACCUGUCAGAAGUCCAAAAGGAAGAGUGUGCUGGCAUCUGGAGUUGGCAAUGUGGUAGUGAAGUUUGGAGCAAAAAGUGAAGAGAGGGGUGUGAUGGGUAGAAGUGGACAGGACGACGGAGCAGGGACCGACAACAGCACCAGCGAGCACCAAGCAAAGGAUGGAGGAGAGUGGAAAUCCAACAGUGCAGCUGUGGAUCGAGAGGAAGGAGCAAUGAGGAAGGUUAGCACAACCACCAAGAGCGCAGUAACCCACCGUGCUUCAGGUGGCAAAGCUGCCAGUGGAGGCAGCAGCAGCAGCCGGGGUGGGGGUCCCAGCCAGGCCGGGGACCACAGUAGCUACCCAGCACAGGUGGAGUUACCAGGCACUGGAGAUAGUGAGCUGACUCAGACCACGAGAGGACUGUCGGACCUGGAGAUUGGAAUGUAUGCCCUUCUGGGUGUAUUCUGUCUGGCAAUACUGGUCUUCCUCAUCAACUGCGUCAGUUUUGCAUUCAGAUACCGUCACAAGCAGGUCCCUGUGCUGGAGGCGGGAGACAACAUGAACCACGCCCAUGACUGGGUGUGGCUUGGCAAUGAGGCUGACCUUUUAGCUGACCACUCUGACCAAUGCCAGGGCGGGCUGCAUGAUGAGUGCACCACUAUCAUUGACAGGAAUGAGGGAGGAUACGAGGAGAACAAAUACCUCCUGAACGGGGCUGGCAACACCUUGAUGAUGGGCGUGGGCUCAGGCAUGGGAACCAUUAGUGGGAGAGGUGGUCCAGGGGGACAUCGUGGCAUCGCCCAUGGACAAACCCUGCCCAGAUCUGUUGCAGAACCACAUCAGUGCCUUUCUGCAAUGCCUACUAGUGGAAAAAAAUCCACUUGCCAAGGGGAGCAUCUGAAUAAUUCCCCCCGGGCCACGGCUGCAGCUGCGGUUGCAGCUGCCAAACGCAAACGCGUCCAGUUCACGUCUUUUGCCACCGUUCUGCCAAAUGAUAAUUCCGGUGGGGGUGGCCCAUACACCAACUCUUCAGUCAUGUUGACCAAUGGCAGUGAGGAUGACAUAAAGUGGGUGUGCCAGGAUAUGGACCUUGGUCAGUCUGAAAUCAGAACCUACAUGGAGAGGCUACAAGACAAUCUGUGACUGAUGGGAAAGGGACAGAGAAAUGGAGGGGCACAGGAUGAGUGCAGGAGGGGGAGUAUGGACAAUGAGUACAAUUCACCUGUAAUGCCUUUGCAAUGGAUGAAGGGAGGGAGACAGGGAGGAAUAUGAGAUCAGUAAAUGAAACUCGAAGUGUUGCCAAGAGUUUAAAAGAUUAUUGAAUGGACAGUGAAGGGAAAGCAUACCUUUAGCUCCCCUUUGGCUGUGGAAAGCAUACUGUCAUUACUUGCUUAAACUGACAUCAAUGGUAGCAAACAAUAAUAAACCUUAUGAGUUAAUUUAUAAUUUAUAAUUUAUUUGUGAAAAUAUUAGUGUAAGAAUCAAUAAUAAAGUUACCAUUGGUUAUAAGUGUUUAUUUUCAGAAUACUAGUAAACCAUUGCGCUAUACAGUAAAUUCAGGGUAUGUUAUUAGACAAACAUUAUCAUGCCACUAUACAUUUAGACCAAGGAUGGUAAGAGCAUCAUUUCUGAAGUAUUUUUAAUCAUAAUUGCCAGCAUUGACUGUGGCAUUUGAUUUAUCAUUUAUAAAUCUAUUAAUGAAUUACCAAGUUUGCUGAUGAUUAUAAUUACUGAAAAAAAAGUGCACAUCAAAUAUACUACCUGUUUGUUUUUGUUCUAUCAUGUGACCCAUUUUCUUUUGGCAUUGCUCAUAAAUGAAAUGUAUCAUGUAAAAAUAUAUAUAUUCCAAGUACUCAACCAUAACUUCGGACACCUGUGGGGGCUGCCAUUCAGCAUUAAAUACCAUCAUGCUAUUUCCUCAAACAACAGAAUGUUUCAAGAGUUGGAUGAUGAUGUGAAAUACAAAAGACUGUUUCUCCCUUGGAUCCAAGACAGAGGCAUAUAAACCUGCACAAUAACAAACAGGAAAUGACAUUAGCCAUAUUUCAGGCUGACUUCCUUUUUUGUGAAACCUUCCAGCCAAUGACGGGUUUCUCCCUGUGUUCACAACCAAUCGCAUCAUCCCCAGGCCCCUUCCCUUGUCUGUGACUGGACAGCAUUAGACACUUUUGGAACUGCAGUAUACAGUGAAAUACUCUCCGUGAACUAAAGGGGGACUGACUGAGGUGUCUCAUACAAAAAAGAGGCUGCUUGGGCUUUGCAAAGCCAGAGCGAACUCUUAAUAAUGAGGAUUAUUUAAAACAGAAACCAGGAUGGCUACAAGAUAGACCCUUUCCUACAUGGAGCUAACAGGAUAUAAUGAAUGACAUUACAAUGCCAAGUGGAGUGACACAAACAGUCGCAUAGAUAGUGGUUCAUAAAACAUGUUUGUUUUGUUGACAAUAAUUAUGUAUUUCUUUUCCUAAUUUUUUUUUUUUAUAAAUAGUUUUUAUUAUGUUUUUCCAUCAAUUUGGAAGAUAUUAAUUGUAGCUUUUUAUUUCCAAGAUUUAUUAAGAUUUUAAGGAUAUAUGAUUAUUUUUUUUCUCCUAAAUAUCUAUUUAUUUAAAUUAACAUUUGAGGGGGUGAGGAGGGCAAAAAAAGCCCAAGGGCAAAUAUUAAACAGAUCUGCUGGUGAAUGAUAGCACAUUAAAAGAACAAGUGAAAGGAAGGAGACAGAACAGGUAGAGGUUGCCUCACCUUCUUUAAGCUCAGGUGACGAGUCAUAAAGAACUGACAAUACAAAAGGAGAAUUGUAAGAUUGUUAAGAUUGCAAUAUUUAUUUAUAAAUGUGUUACUGUUUCAAAGUACACUGUAUGUUGUAGAUAAAUAAACAUGCUUCAAAGUGCUUGUGAAUAAGAUUGCAGAUCACUAGCCAACAACAUAGUGAUAUUUUGUACAUUUUACAGUGCAAUAUGGUACACAAAACUAUCUGUACCACUUUGCAAUAAGACUACCCUUAUAAAGGAUUCAUAAAGGGUUUAUAAUUAGGUUAUGAAUUAGGUUGUAAACACUUUAUUAAUCAUUAAGAACCAUUUAUAAACCAGUUCUAACAUACAUCAAAACAGGCUCACUAUUUUGCAAGAUGACUAAGCCUUAUAUUGGCUACUUAGCGAGAAUCAACUCAGUGAGCAACAGAUACCAAGGAUGCUGGCUGA